Messenger RNA from Zootoca vivipara (common lizard), 2523 nucleotides. RefSeq names its product transcription factor HES-5-like. The record is from RefSeq and is a predicted model, not a curated record. NCBI's taxonomy places the organism in Eukaryota, Metazoa, Chordata, Lepidosauria, Squamata, Lacertidae. Gene Ontology annotation, molecular function: DNA binding; protein dimerization activity. Gene Ontology annotation, biological process: regulation of DNA-templated transcription.
CGUUCGGGUCAGACAGCUAAUACCCAGAGCUGCCUGACUAAGGCUGACAGGGUCACGGAUGGCUCCUAGCUGCAUGGUCCACGUGGAGGAAGAGAGGAUGCUGGCAAAAGAGAAGAACAAGCUGAGGAAGCCAGUGGUCGAGAAAAUGCGCCGCGAUCGGAUUAACAGCAGCAUUGAGCAGCUGAAGGUCCUCCUCGAGAAAGAAUUCCAGAGGCAUCAGCCCAACUCCAAGCUGGAGAAAGCAGACAUCUUGGAAGUGGCUGUCAGUUACUUGAAGCAGCAGCAUCAGCAUCAAAUGCAGGCACCUGCACUGAGCCAGAAGAAUCCAGAGCUUGAUUUCAACACUGGCUACCUGCGUUGCUUGAAGGAAGCGCUGCAUUUCCUCUCCUUCUGCGAGCCCAAGAGAGAAACGCAAGCCCGGCUGAUUAAGCAUUUCUGCAAAGUCCACGUCAUCGCAGAUACGGCUCCCGCCAUGGGCUGCCUGCCACCAUCUCCUCGAGCCCCACCCAAGAAACAAGUUGCCAGCAAGAAGCCCCCAGCACCUGCCACGGUGAUCUGGAGACCGUGGGAGUGUGGGAAACUCCAAGACACUCUGGACCCAGGCAUUUGGAUGAGGCUUGGGGAUAUAAAUAGAGGCCCCCACUGCCUUUCACUUCCACACGGCGGACCUGAAGCCAAACAGUUUCCUCGCUUUCCUCGGUUAAUCAUGGCAACAGCCGGCGUUUCACUGGAAAUCCAGGCAGCCAAAGCGAAAACCAGACUGCAGAAGCCGAUGGUGGAGAAGUUGCGCCGCGACCGCAUCAACGGCAGCAUCGAGCGACUGAAACUGCUGCUGGAGAAGGAAUUCCAAAGACACCAGCCCAGCUCCAAGCUGGAAAAGGCUGACGUCCUGGAGAUGACUGUCAGCUACCUAAAAUAUAGCCAAACAUUGGCGACAUCGUCUGUAAGCAGAACCCAGGAUUACAGCAAAGGCUAUUCGUCCUGCCUGAAGGAAACUCUGCAGUUCCUGGCCAUCCACUCAACGAACUCUGAAACCCAGAGCAAGCUCUUAAGUCACUUCCAGAAGCCUUGGGAGGUGGCUUCCAAGGACACCCCUCCUCUUUCUACCCCCGCUCUGCUUCAGAAGGGGUCACCCCAAGGCGCCAUCUCAAAGCCAGCCUACAAAUUGUGGAGGCCUUGGUAGGAGAGAGCUCUUAUACUCGACAUGCGUUUAAGACAUCCAGGAGGAGUUGGCAAUUUGCCAUACAAAUCCUGCACCGCGGCUUAAUAUGUAUUGAUAGCUGACUGACAGAAGCCUUCCGUAUUCAGAAAGGCAAAGUGAUCAGAAAGAAAGAACCAUUCUGAAUGAAUGAAGCAAAGUCAUCCUUUUAUUGGGAGAAUUCCGGGCAGCUGUUCCAAGGGGAACAACAAAUCAUUAUAAUCGUGCUGUCUUCGGAUCUUGAUGCUUAUUAUUAAUUGAAAGAAAGUGUGCAGAGAUUGUGUGUGUGUGUGUGUGUGUGUGUGUGUGUUUUUGAGGUUUUGUUUGCAAAAAAAGAGUAACUUCUAAGAAGUUUUUGGGCCGUUUUCUUUUUUCAAGAGUCUCUGUGCUUUGUGUGGCUUCCUUGCAGCCACAGCAACAGACUGGCCAGAUUUUGGUAGCCGGGGUGAAUACCAAUGAAGGCUAGGAAACUGAACAACAAAUUCGCUGCUUGCUUACUUACAAUUCUCAGGGCCACAUUCCCUUUGUGGGAAGCCCUUGGAGGCCGGAGGCCGCAUUUCAGUGGGGUGGGGCCAGAAGCAGAAGUGGGCGGAGUAAUGGGUUGUGAGUGUUGCCUUUCCAUGGCAGGCUACAUUCCAGCCCUGCAAAUACCAGGUUUCGAAACACACACAUAUCCCCAUGCUUCAUCCAAGGGCUAUUACGAGUUCAUGGACAUUUUCAGUCAGACAAAAGAACUCAAGGAAGGUGUGAUGCAGGGCUUCAAUGAAGUUCUGUGACAUUUGUAGAGACUUCCAACGCACAUGUAGUCUGUGAAACAGCUGCUAUUUGGCUGUGCCCACAAAUGCAAGAGGCUAUUUUGAAAAGGGGGGGGGAGAGAAGGCCUUUGUAUGUUGCUGCUGUGAUGAAGUUCUAUAACAUUUGUAGACUGUAUAGUGUGGCAAGAGGAAAAUGUUACCCUGUGACGAUAACGUGUAGAGGAUGUUCUUCACAUUGAUUGACUCUCCAAGGCAGAGUGUUUGCGUUCGAGAUGUUGAACGAAUGCUUUUUAUAAAGGCAGAAACAUAGUUUUCUAUCCUCAUAGGAAGGAACGUAACAGCCCAGAGUGCUGAAAUAUGUAUAAUAUGAAUUGUUUAAUGAUGUCUUUUAUGAAAGGCUAAUUGUAUAAAUUGUAUUUACUUUUCUUUCAGUACCAUAAUUGUUUUUAUGGUAGGUUAAUUUUUGCUGGCUACCAUCCUUGGAGGAUGAUGUAAUGUUGUUGGGUGUGACACACCGAAUCUGUAAUCCGUUGGAAACCACUUUUGCACAGUGAAUGAGAAACAAAUAAA